Molecule: messenger RNA, 1095 nt
Organism: Caenorhabditis bovis
Lineage: Eukaryota; Metazoa; Nematoda; Chromadorea; Rhabditida; Rhabditidae
Source: the annotation of a GenBank genome assembly
AUGAGCGAGGAGCUUGCAAACGUUCUCGCCAAUCUUCCGACGUAUCAGCCAGGGACACCUAAUUAUCAACAACUUUUGAAUAUCAUCGAGGAGAUUGGAAGAGACCUUCGCGCUUCGUACACAUUCAAUAAAAUCACCACCGAUCGAUUGAAACGAAACAUAAUCAACGCGCGAGUUCUCGUCAGGGGCUGCCUCGUCGACGCCGAAAACGACAAGAAAAAGGCGGACAUUGCGAUUGAGAAGCAACGUCAACAACAGGCAGCAGAAGCCGCCAAACAGAAAAACGAUUCCCGUUCGGGUUCGCUGUGCAUAAUCGCCGUUGAGAACGAUGGAAUCUCGCUCGAGCAAGAAAUUCUGACGUCCGCUGGCGUUUUUCGAUUUGAAUUCCGGAAUCCAUCGACAAUAAUUGCAGCGUUGACUGAUGGAAAUCUAGUAGUUCAGAAAUUCAAAGAACCAAUUUCCGAUGAUUCAAUUCCAGUCUCUUCGAAUAUGCUCCUUGACGUCGCUGUAUCAGAUUCUUCUCUAACGGCCACUUCGGAUAAUAAGGGUUUCGCUUAUAUUGUUGACUUGAACACCGCAAUGAUCGUGUCUAGUUGGUUGGCGCACACCCUUCCAUAUAUGGACAAUACUGGUUGCGAAGUCUGGUCUUGCGCGAUAGAGAAAUCUGGAAAUUUGUUGGCGACUGGCGGAGAAGAUGCGACAAUGAAAAUAUGGGAUUGUCGAACUAAAACGUCGAUUGGACAAUGCAAACUGUUCGAUGCUGGCGUCGUUUUUGUAAAUUUCCAAGAAUCUGAUGAGAAUCUGAUACUAACUGGAAGCUAUGACGAACACGUUCGACUCAUCGAUAGAAGGAAUUUGAAAUCGGCGGUUAUCGAUGAAAAGCUCGGCGGUGGCGUCUGGAAUAUCGAGAAACGUGAAAACGGCGAUUAUAUAGCGGCGUGUAUGUAUGGUGGUUAUGCGGUUCUCGACAAGGAUCUCAAAAUUAUUCGGCAAAAUCGUGACGCCGGCAAGAAUCUUUUGUAUGGCGCAACAUUUGUUAGCGAACGGGCUCUUUAUUGCACUUUUAAUGAUUAUCUUGUGGUUUUGGAUGAUUGA